This is a messenger RNA of Arachis duranensis, 1031 nucleotides long. RefSeq names its product ferritin-like catalase Nec2. Lineage: Eukaryota; Viridiplantae; Streptophyta; Magnoliopsida; Fabales; Fabaceae. The transcript has 3 exons. The record is from RefSeq and is a predicted model, not a curated record. The coding region runs from base 48 to 965 and encodes 305 amino acids.
UCUAGAGAAAAAAAGAAAAAGGAAAUCCCAAUAAAAAGAAAAGAAAAAUGAUCCAUCAUAUUUUCAAUUUCAUGAAUUCCUUUGUUGUGUUUCUACUAGUUCUCCUUUCUUAUUCUCAUAAUGUAGUUCCUGUAAAAUCAUUUCGUACUAUUCCAAAAUCUGAUGUUGAUUUGAUUGAAUUUGCUCUGAAUUUGGAGUACUUAGAAGCUGAAUUCUUCUUGUAUGGAGCUUUGGGUUAUGGUUUAGAUAAGUUUGCCCCUAAAUUAACACAAGGAGGACCUUCUCCUUUUGGUGGUAAAAUUGCAUAUCUUAGUCCUCUUAUCAAGGAUGUUACUUUACAGUUUGCUCUCCAAGAAGUUGGACAUUUGAGGGCAAUAAAGAACACCGUAAAAGGAUUUCCAAGACCAUUACUGAAUCUAAGCUCAGAAACAUUUGGCCAAAUAAUAGAUAGUGCUUUUGGGAAAAAGCUCUAUCCUUCAUUCGAUCCCUAUUCAAAUGAUAUAAACUAUUUGAUUGCAUCGUAUGCCAUUCCUUAUGUUGGCCUCAAUGGCUAUGUUGGUGCCAACCCACUCCUCAAAAGUCCACUUGCAAAAGGGCUUAUUGCAGGACUAUUGGGUGUGGAAUCUGGCCAAGAUGCAGUUAUUCGAGCAUUACUAUACGAACGCAAAGAUGAGAUAGUAAAGCCAUAUAAAUGGAAUGUGGCAGAGUUCACAAAUCAUAUCUCACAGCUCAGGAACACUUUAGGGAAGGGAGGUAUUAAAGAUGAAGGUCUUGUGGUACCUAAAGAACUUGGUGCUGAGGGUAAUGUCACAGGAAAUAUUCUUGCUGGUAACAUUUUUUCAUAUUCAUAUGCUAGAUCUCCACAAGAAAUACUGAGGAUCGUGUAUGGAACAAGUAAUGAACGUACUCCUGGUGGAUUCUACCCUCAGGGAGGUCGUGGUACCAUAGCCAAAUCUUUCUUGUAAUUGCACAAUUAGCUCACUAAAGCUAUAUAUGUCGAUAUGCCUUUUGAGGCAAAAAAAUUAUUUAAC